Molecule: messenger RNA, 3191 nt
Organism: Tachysurus fulvidraco (yellow catfish)
Lineage: Eukaryota; Metazoa; Chordata; Actinopteri; Siluriformes; Bagridae
Exons: 4
Coding region: 195-1697 (500 amino acids)
Cellular component (GO): nucleus
Source: RefSeq, a predicted model, not a curated record
CGACUUGUUUACGGUAGUGACGUAGGGACAAAACCGGAAGUAGGAAUCUGCGUAUGUUUGAAGGGGACGUUCACAGCCGUGUACAGUGACAUGUUACACUUUGUACGUAUUUGGCAUCAAGAGUGUUUUAUAAAGUGGACAUAUCGAGACGUGACUGGCUAUAGAGCUUGUGUGAAGCGUUAGAAAAGCACAAAAUGGCUCAGUACACUUUCCACGAGCAGCUGUUGUCCGUCAUGGAGAUUCUGGCCAAAGCAGCAACGGAGGAAAUUAACCGGCGAGUUGAGCACAGCUGUGCGGUGAUCCGCAUCGAGCUCUCCCGCAGUCAGAGAGACAUCGACAGCCUGAAGAGGAAAUGUCAGGUGAUGGAGAAUGAACUGAGGAAAGUACGUGGAAGAGGGAGACGGAAAGUGUUCAUCUGCGGCUCCUCUGAGAAGAUACCUUUUCAGGGUCUGUGUGUCAGAAACACCAGUGUUCAUGCAUGCAGAGCUGAUCAGCCAGUUCCACCAACACAGGACGACUCUGAAGCAUCUACAAAACAAAUCCGUCAGACUAUCCAGAUACCGGAGGACAGAUCUGCAGCAACAGCCAUUAAAGAGGAGAGAAAUGAUAAUGAUCUGUGGAGACAGGGAGAGGCUGCAGGGCAGUUUCAUUUUGGGUGUCAUGGCAACAAGCAACACACCUCAGCUCAGGAGAUAAGUGAAGAACUAAAUCAAUUUAGUGAUGACAUGGAGAGACAGAGGAUGCACAUCACGCACAUCAGUUCUCCGGUUACGGGCAACGAGGAGCGUCCGAGAAGUCUCAGACUGCAGGUAAAAACUGAAAAGGAGGAAGAGGAAGAGAAGGCAGUAGCAGAAGCCAUAUUGGUAGAAGGGUCUGAGCAGAGGAGAGAAGAAACGAAUCACCCAGAGUUUGCUUAUAACGACGACAACAGUAACGAGGCAGAAAGAACAGACAUGUCCUUCACGUCCACUCAGCUUUCAUGUGACCUUUCUGUCUUCUCUCAGCCUGCUGUGGAUGCGGCCAUAGGACAGUCCGGAAACAAUGGCAAAACUAUACCGAAUGAGCAGUUAGAGAUGUACAGUGUCGGAGAGGUUAGUGUCCAUGAGCAACCACAGCCAGCAUGGUGCAGAGACAGAGCACAUGAGGCAGAUCAUAUUGUACAGAGACCGAGGCAUGAUGGCUCAAGCACUCACCAGCAGCACAGGACAUUAUCCAGACCCAGUGAGGCCGGAGUUGGAGCUGACAUUGACUCCCAGACCGGCUCUAACAUACCUCAUCCGGCGUUUUUGGGAAGAGGUCGUGGCGGAGUCAGACGUUUUCGAACUCAGUGGGUAACCAGCGUGGAUGGAGAGCGGCGCUUCCGAUGCACGUUCUGCGAGCGGACGUUUGUGCGUUUCGGCCAGCUGAAGGAGCACAUGCGCAGCCACACCGGCGAGAGGCCGUACACAUGCAGCCAGUGCGGUCGCAGCUUCACCAAACAGGGCAAUCUGAUCCGGCAUGCCGUGGUGCACAGCGGAGAAAAACCCUAUCAGUGCAACCUGUGUGGGAAAUGCUUCACUCAGCGCUCCAGCUUAAAGUCCCAUCAAAAAACACACACACCAGACAGAGACACUGUUCUGCAAGGAUUAGCUGUGCGUCAGCUGGUCCGAGAACAACACGACAACCUGGCUGUCACACAAACCAGGGGUUUUGUAUAGCAACAGCCCAGAAUUGAUGACAUUAUUACUUGGAUGGUCAUGUGUUAAUAAGCAGUUCCACAGAUCCUGUUAUGUGCCUGUUAUAGACAUUAGAGCAGCACUUACAUUCCCUAGGAACAUUUGUUUCUAUUUAGAAGACAACAUAAUGACAGAUGUCUUCUAAAAUUCGUUAUUAUCGGUCAGAUUUUAAGGAACAUUAUGCUAUUCUCAAAAAAGGACAUACUGUUCUUGGAGUUCUGCUGAAGGUUUGAAAAGCAUGACUGCUAAAAUCUAACACCACCACACUAGCUAGCUAAUGUAAUGUGGCCUAACAGGUCAUAGAGGUCAGAGCAUGUAGGUUGUGCCACAAUGUGGCAGUGUGGGCAUUAAGCUUUCUUUUUUUUUUUUUUCACAACAUUCCCGAGGAUUUAAUUAUUUGCAACAGACUCUUGCUAUGAGUAGUUAAUGUCACUUGGAAAGCAUAUUAAGCAUUUGAGUUCUGUUCUUAAUGCAUUCCUCGUGAUUUCAAGUCUCUAGCUUAAUCUUGAUAAUAAAAGUGAUAAUACCUUUUUUUCAGACACUGUGCAUGGCCUCGUGGUGCAACAAAGAAGACGUCCGUGUCAUAUUGUGCAACAUGUUUGUCGUUACAUCGCUACUGACAGUGAUGCAAAACUGCCGCAUCUCAGGAUAUGUGCACACUCACACACUAUCGGACAUUACAGUGGCUGUAGAUCAGUUUUGCUUGUAGAGUUUUCAUACAACACAAUGUCACGAGAGCAUACGAAUGGGUCUCUACCACUGUAUCACCAACAGUAGUCCUUGUUCCAUCAAACACAAUGUUUCUUGAUGUUUAUUGCAGCCCAGCUAUGUCAUUCAGAUGUUAUAGUUUGUGUUGUAGUUUGCGAGAUAGUUUUUUAACCUAAUAUAAGUUUAAUGCAGUACUUUUUGCACGUGAAGAACUUUACUCACUUAACUGGUAGACGAUUCUCCACAAGGGGGCACAAAUAAAUCAUAAAGUGUCUGAGACGCAGAAUACGCCAACAUCACACGCUACAAGAUGUUUCUCACCCCAAUCAGUAAUAACACGACCUUUACAAUACCUCAGGCUUAAAAUCACUUCCCAGUUGAAAUCACUAAUUUUUCCGUAAUCGAAGCGAUUCGUCGUUGAUCAUUAAACAAGACAGCGUUGAUUAAAAAAAUGUAUCGAUGCCUUUCGUUUUCAUUAACACUAAAAAUUCCCAAUUUGGUUUUUUUUCAUUAAUGACACUUUGAUAGCAAAUUCCUAAACCAUGCUUGAAAAGGUUAGUAAAAAUGUUAUGAAUCUAAAUCUGUGAGGAGUUCAUAAAAGGGACAUUAAAGUGGGACAUUUAAGCCAUUUUCAUGAGGACAUUUUGUUCAUUUAAUAUAAAAACAGUGGACAUGAGAAUAUGAAGUUUGAAUAAUUUGAGAUUUUAUUUUAUAUUAAAUGAUGUAUCUUUUGUUAUUUUAAAAUUAAACAUGUGUAGUUUGACCAAA